Molecule: messenger RNA, 2328 nt
Organism: Oncorhynchus gorbuscha (pink salmon)
Lineage: Eukaryota; Metazoa; Chordata; Actinopteri; Salmoniformes; Salmonidae
Gene: arpc5la
Product: actin related protein 2/3 complex, subunit 5-like, a
Exons: 4
Coding region: 294-746 (150 amino acids)
Biological process (GO): cell migration; Arp2/3 complex-mediated actin nucleation; regulation of actin filament polymerization
Cellular component (GO): actin cytoskeleton; cytoplasm; Arp2/3 protein complex
Molecular function (GO): actin filament binding
Source: RefSeq, a predicted model, not a curated record
AGUGACAGUUUAUGCUGCUGGCUUCACGUAGGUGAAAAUGAUUCUGACAACAACAAUAUCGCGUGUCAAACUAGUUAGCUAGAUAUUUGGUUGAAAAGUAACGAUUGUGUAACACUGGCAGAUAAAUUACAAUCAAAACACCGUUAGAUUGUCACAUUUGCGUAGACUGUGGUUGCUAGCAAUAGCACCGACAGGGCAAGUACACUGUACUACGCUCGCAUCAACUCAACAGCGCCGUGGAGGACUAGCUCGCUGGCUUGCUAGCUACUGUUUCCUCCAGCGAAGUGGCUCCGAUGGCGAAAAACACUCUUUCGUCGCGAUUCAGGAAACUCGACAUAGAUGAAUUUGAUGAGAACAAAUUCGUGGAUGAUCACGAUGAGGCUGUCGACAAUCAAGGACCCGACGGCGCAGAGAUAGACAACCUCAUCAGACAAGGUGACAUGAUGACAGCUUUUCACAUUGCUCUCCGGAACCCUCCUGUCAACACUAAGAAUCCAGCAAUAAAGGAAAGGGCUCUGGCAAUAGUGCUGAGAGUGUUGACGUCAUUCAAGUCCAGUGAAAUCGAGCCAGCUGUCAAGUCGCUAGACAGAAGCGGGGUGGACCUGCUUAUGAAGUACAUAUAUAGAGGCUUUGAGAAGCCCUCUGACAAUAGCAGUGCCAUUCUCCUACAGUGGCACGAAAAGGCUUUCGCAGUUGGGGGCUUAGGGUCGAUCGUAAGAGUUCUGACUGCCCGAAAGACAGUUUGAGGGGACGUGCUUUAUCACAUGGAGCAUCUCCUGCAUGACCACUGACAAGAGGAUUGACUGCCUUCUGUAUAAGGGAAAGUAGCUUAUUACCACAAUACAUUUCUUCCUGAGAAUAAAAACCCUUACACUACAUAAGUUAAAGACAAAAAAAAACAAAGGGAACAUUAUUUUCUGUUAGAAAAUACUUAGCUGUAACUAAGGAAAUUGAUAUUUGUUCAUGUAUAGGAUUAUCAUUUUUACCUAAUCACGAGUUUGUCGUUCUUUCGCCAUUGCAUUUCUUUCUAAUAUUCAUAAGUAUCAGCCUGUUUCUUUGAGGGUGGGGGAAGGAAAAUAGUUUCCCUAAUGACAUGAACAUGGCAGGUAAAAGGCUGUGCAUCAACUGUUACUUGGUACCAACGGUACCUUUAUACCUGUGUGUGUGUUGUGUGAGCUUGCGAGUAUGUCCUUUGGCUCACAGUGUUGAAUAUUUAGAUUUACGUUUUUCAUUGUCAGUUUUGUACAGACAUAAGUACAUUUAAUAUAAAGAGACAGAUUCUUUGAAUUCAAUUAAUUGGUGGGUGGGGGAUUUCAUUGUAAAGUGCCUGCUGCAAUAAAACUCAUGGAUCAUAUUAACUGGGAACAAGUGUCCUUGUCAUUUGCCCUCUAGUCUGCAGGUGAAUUUGGCUGUGGAACCUGUAUUCCUGUUCAGAUUGAACACAAUGGUACGUGUGAAUCUACAAACUAGUUCCAGAGAAACACAUCCAAAUAGUAUAUUUUGUUUUUAAUAGGAUUAGCUAUGCAAGCACAAAGGAGUCUUCAGUAACCCUAUCAUAUGCACUUAGAGCUGUGAGGAUUCCGAUUUUGGUCUAGCGGAAGGUAAAGUGGAAACCAGUAGGGAGGGGCUAGGGUAUAUGUGCAUUUGUGAACUAUCAAUUUAAAAAGUCUGGACCUAUCAGGAGGCAAGGUUGAAUUUAUAUUUUAAAAAGGUAAAGCAGUGUUGGCGGCAGUAAAGGUCAUUUUCAAUUGAGCCGACAUGCAGCCUUUACCAUGAAUGUAGUCUCCGCUGACGCGGGAACAUUGCCUUUAAAUCACACUGAACUUCCGCGAUAUGGAUUGAAUAGAACCCUAGAACAUUUCUGGUUAAGUAGCUAUGAAAGUUAAGCUCCAAGUGGCAUCUCUUCAUACAGGGUUUUAAACAAGUACACCUUACAGCCACCCAGAGAAUGAACCAAUGCCCCCACAAGCUAGGUGUCUAAUUGUAAUAGACAUAACAGGUAAAUUAUCUUCAUACAACCAUCACUGACGUCUACAACAUGUCGAUAAAUCAGAUUACUUAAUUAUGCUUUCAGCAACAACUGAAGACCAUCAAAAAGGGACCAUUGUAACACAGUGAAGACUUUUCCCCAUUUGAUAGCAUGCUAAUAAGUGAGGGACAUUGGUUUUGGUUAGAAAAAAAUCUUAAAAUUGGAGUGGUGUCUAAAUUCAUUCAGGGGCAUUUUCCACAUUGUUAAUGUCUUCAGUCCAAAGGCAUCUCUUGAUAUCUUGCCUAUGCCUACUGUAUUGUUGAUUGUGUGAAAUAAAUGUUUGAGUGAUGCUUUUGUAA